GUAACAAUUCUGUGUCUGUCCCUGAGUAACAAUUCUGUGGCCCUAAGUAACGGUUCUGUGGCCCUCAGUAACAAUUCUGUGUCCCUGAGUAACAAUUCUGUGGCCCUAAGUAACAGUUCUGUGGCCCUCAGUAACAAUUCUGUGUCCCUCAGUAACAAU
Staurois parvus is the source of this 159-nucleotide messenger RNA. The record is from the annotation of a GenBank genome assembly. Lineage: Eukaryota; Metazoa; Chordata; Amphibia; Anura; Ranidae.